GGCAGGCAGUGUGGACUUUUCAUUCUGGGCGCGCGGACGUACGGAUGUGCGCGCUCUUGACAACGACAACCGCGGUGUCGUGCCAAGUCGUUCCCUCAAAGUGCAUGUGACGCGAUCGGUCCUGUCUUAUUGCGAAGCGGAUUGCCCGUGACGGGCAUGCCAUUGCCCAGGGGAGCCCAAGGGAGCUCGUAGAGAGAAUCGACUGUGACUCCCGCGGGAAAGCGAUGACAAGACGUCACUAGGAGGAGUUACUGAGUGCUUCGAAAGGACCUCGCCUGUGAAGCAGCUAAUCUUCGCCUCAACCUGGAGUUUGCGCGGAACAUAAGGUCCAAGAUGGGCGGCAGCUGCUGGAGCGGCCGCUCGGGCCGCACGCGCAAGAGGAGCGCCAAGACCGGCAGCAUCCUGGCCGACCCCACCUGCAUCCCGGGCAGGAUCAGGCCCAUCAAGAUCACCGCCGUGGGCGACGGCAUGGUGGGCAAGACCUGCAUGCUCAUCACAUACACGUCGCGCCGCUUCCCCACGGAGUACGUCCCCACAGUGUUUGACAACUACUCCGACAACCUGACCGUCGAUGGACAGGAGUUCAACAUGACCCUCUGGGACACAGCUGGCCAGGAAGACUACGAAAGACUUAGGCCAUUGUCUUACCCUAAUACGGACUGCUUUCUCCUGUGCUUCUCAGUUGGAAGCCACAGCUCUUUUGAAAACAUUUUCAGCAAGUGGUACCCUGAAAUCAGACAACAUUGUCCUAAUGUACCCAUCGUUCUUGUUGCCACAAAGACGGAUUUGCGUGAGACACAAGCAGACAGCGUAACAAUAGCCGAAGGCAGAAGAAUGCGUAAGAAAAUCAGCGCAUCAAGAUACAUAGAGUGCUCAGCAAAGGCCAAUGAAGGGCUACCUGAAGUCUUCAUUGAAGCAGUUCGGGCAGUAAUUAAAAAGCCAACUCCUCUCAAAAAGAAAUUAUUCUGCAACUUCCUCUAGUCUAAAUAGAAUAACAGUGUUUGGAAAGAGGGCUACUGACACCUCUGUAUUGCAUAUGCACAUCAAAGAAAGUGCAUUUCAAUUUGUGAUGGAGAGCUCCGUCCACAGUACCCUAAAAAUAUGUGCCUGAGACUGAGAGCAAGUACCCCUUUUGCUGAAAAUAUUUAUCAUGAUUCAUCCAGUAGAUACUAGUUGCUUCAUGUGUCAGUUUGACAGGCUUUCUGACUAUUGAGAUCUCUGUAAGAAAUACUUCAGACUUUUUAGGAUAUAUUGCUGUUUUCGUACUUUUACAUAUUUUGUCCCCUACCCUAUUUACAGAGAUCUUUUAAAUGUAAUCCAGUAUCUUCAAAAACAUUUUUAAGUUUGAUUUUAGAAAGUAGGUGUAUACAUAAUUGUCUUUUAAGAGGUUUCUUUUGACAAAGUGGUUUGAACCUAUAUCAGUGUUACUUCCAGCCAUUGUGAUUCUUCCUUUGAUUCUGCCCUUGUUAGAGCAGUUGUGAAUGAAAGACAAUCUUACCUCACUCAAACAAGAGAGUAAGGAUUGCUGCAAUUUGUUCUCAUUCCCCUUCCCCAAGACUGUAAGAAUAUUUUUAACUUCUUUCCAAACGGUAGUGGGCAAAAUCCUCUGAUAAAUUCUCUGCUGCAGUAUUGUACAAAUGUCUGCAUAACAGACAAAUGUUUAUAGUUUACCAUGUUUUAUGAUGUAUCAAAAGAUAGUUUGCCUGAAGGGAUAACUUGAGAUUUUAUUUAAACCUUCUUGCUUUAGUUUUAAUGCUGUGUGUAAUUUUAGCCAAAGAUUCUAAAAAGAAAUAAAAUUAACAACAGCAUGUAUACAUUAUAAAUGGAAAUGUAUUUAUUGUAAUAAAACAUGAAAUGAAAA
Messenger RNA from Thrips palmi, 1861 nucleotides. It is a transcript of the gene RhoL, whose product is annotated as ras-like GTP-binding protein RhoL. NCBI's taxonomy places the organism in Eukaryota, Metazoa, Arthropoda, Insecta, Thysanoptera, Thripidae. The transcript has 5 exons. The coding region runs from base 334 to 981 and encodes 215 amino acids. The record is from RefSeq and is a predicted model, not a curated record. Gene Ontology annotation, molecular function: GTP binding; GTPase activity. Gene Ontology annotation, biological process: small GTPase-mediated signal transduction.